Messenger RNA from Pelobates cultripes (western spadefoot toad), 197 nucleotides. Lineage: Eukaryota; Metazoa; Chordata; Amphibia; Anura; Pelobatidae. The record is from the annotation of a GenBank genome assembly.
GGUACCCGACCCCAGGUCAUCUUAUGUGGGGCACCUCCCCAUCCAACCUGGUCCAUGGACCUAGUGUCCAGGGGGGUCCCAGCACCACCGCUCAAGGAGCCCCCCACGAGAGCAGUCGAGCACAAGGAGACGAUCAUCCUUAAUGCAGGUCCGAUCCCAAUAUGUGAACCCCACAUGUAUUUUCCACUGCCAAACAG